Molecule: messenger RNA, 1793 nt
Organism: Lacerta agilis (Sand lizard)
Lineage: Eukaryota; Metazoa; Chordata; Lepidosauria; Squamata; Lacertidae
Gene: ZBTB25
Product: zinc finger and BTB domain containing 25
Exons: 3
Coding region: 59-1372 (437 amino acids)
Biological process (GO): regulation of transcription by RNA polymerase II
Cellular component (GO): nucleus
Molecular function (GO): DNA-binding transcription factor activity, RNA polymerase II-specific; RNA polymerase II cis-regulatory region sequence-specific DNA binding; protein binding
Source: RefSeq, a predicted model, not a curated record
CCGCUGCGCAGCCGCCGCUUCCACGCGCCGAGAGGCCCGCCGCCUUGUGGGAAACACUAUGGAGACUGCCAGCCACAGCCUGAUCCUUCUGCAGCAGCUGAACAUGCAACGGGAAUUUGGCUUUCUCUGUGACUGCACUGUGGCAAUAGGAGACGUCUACUUCAAAGCUCACCGAGCCGUCCUGGCCGCCUUCUCAAACUAUUUUAAGAUGAUAUUCAUUCACCAGACAAGCAGCGACUGCAUAAAGAUCCAGCCAACAGAUAUCCAACCCGACAUAUUCAGCUACUUGCUGCAUAUAAUGUACACCGGGAAAGGACCCAAACAAAUAGUCAACCAGACCCGGCUGGAGGAAGGCAUCCAUUUCCUGCACGCCGACUACCUUUCCCGCAUGGCGGUCGAAAUGAACCAGAUGCUCUCGCCGGAGUCCGUGCAGUCUUCGAACCUGUACGGCAUCCAGAUCUCCACCACGCACAAAUCCGUCAAGGAAGGCCUCCAGGCGAAGGAAAGUUUGACGAGGAGCCUCGGGAGCAGAACGGCCAGCCAAAGCGAUCACCCCCAGCUGCAGCUCUCUUUGGCUAUUGGGCUCGACGACGGCUCUUUGGACCAGCAGCUUUCUCGUCCUUCCCUCCCGGCGGCUGUGAAGCCGGCAGAGGAGCUUCCGAACCCUCCCGUGACUAUAAAACAGGAGAAGAGCGACCCGGAACAAGUGGUGUCUCAGAGCCACACCUCGUCCUCCCCGGAUGUCAGCGGCCCGGCCUUUUCUAGAACGAACCUCAAGGUCCAUUUAUGCCAGUACUGCGGGGAGCACUUCGAAUCCCGGAGCAGUUUGCGCGAACACCUCUUCACGCAUGUCUCGGGGUCGUUGCCGUUUGGGGUGCCGGCCUCGAUCCUGGAAAGCAGCGACCUUGGCCAGCUGCAGCCCCUGCACGAAAACCACGAGGCUGCGGAAAGCCACCGGCUCGGCUCCUUCCUCCGGAAAGAGGACGAGCGCCACUUGGAGCACCCUGCUCACGGCAGCUUGGAGCCUCUGCCCAUCGGCCAGCUGUCUCUCGUUUCCAAGGAUUCUGAGCCCGUGGAACUGAACUGCAACUUUUCCUUUUCACGGAAGAGGAAGAUCAGCUGCGCGGUCUGCGGCCACAAGUUCCUGCGGAAGAGCCAGCUACUUGAGCACAUGUACACCCACAAAGGCAAACACUUCAAAUUGGGCCGGUGCCAGAGGCUCGGCGGCUCGGCAGCCCCUAAAUUUCAGCUGCUCGGCAGCAGCUGGACUCCGGCGAAGAGCACCGCCCUCUCGCAAGCUCACGUGGAUUCGCAAAACGCGCCGGAUCCUGACCUCUCUCAAGAGAGUAUUGACACCAUACUAGUUGAAUAGCUCCCUCCCUUUCUCCUGUAUGUGUUUUUUUUGCCUGUGAAUUCCUGGGCUCAUUUCAACGUCUCUUUCAUUGUCGCUGAAGGUGUUUUCUGUCUUCUUGCGAAAUACGAAUCGGCAGACUGAAAGCCCUGCUCUGGGUUGUGUCGUGGACUCGGCUGCACGGCUGUUAACAUGUGGGGGAGGGGGCAGGUGACAUGGCUGUGCAUUGCCGCAAAAUGCAAACUAAAUUGAGUGCACUCCCCCACCUGAAAUCAUAUGAGAUGUCAGAGGUAGGUACAGAUAAGAAGGCAGCUUCAAAGGAACAGUCGGACAUGCUUACAAGUGUUUUCUUUUGCAAGUGGGACUUACUGUCAGAGCCGAUUGCUGCUGUCAGCAAGCCCUGCUUUGCCAAUUUGCAGGAGCAGUUUGAAUGCAAACCACA